Molecule: messenger RNA, 904 nt
Organism: Macroventuria anomochaeta
Lineage: Eukaryota; Fungi; Ascomycota; Dothideomycetes; Pleosporales; Didymellaceae
Exons: 1
Coding region: 232-699 (155 amino acids)
Molecular function (GO): protein binding
Source: RefSeq, a predicted model, not a curated record
GUAUACCCCAAGUGCUUCCAUGUCGCCUUGCUGACGUACCCACAGUGAUAUAAUACAGGCUCAGGAUAAAAUCGCCGAUGAUAUAUGCAAAGUAAGAAUCAUCCUGCAGACUUCAGAACAGGACUGACGCAUAUAGUAUAGAAAUCCUUCCCGACUCUGGUACGUACUACAACGUAUCUUGCGGGAAGACUAUAUCUAGAGCACCAUGGAUCCUAUGGUCUCGAUGGACAUAUGGCACACAAUCCAGAUGCAGCUUUGCCGGCGUCUGCCUCCACCCCUGUCUUACCUCCCAAGACCAAUAACGCUAGUGACAAUAACCAGAAGCCUUCUGGAGAUACACAAGACGAUGUGCAAGCUCAGUUUCAUUUCCAGAUAGCGAAGUGCAUGUGCGACCCGGACAAAGUUACCAAAAUUUGGGCCAUCCUCAACAGACAUGAAGAUGGCUCGAUACUGGCAAAGCUAGUGGACAAGGAUGGUCGAAAGCCACUACAUCUCGCCGCUGAAAAGGAUGAUGAGGAACUAGGACGUGUUCUGGUCUGUUUCGGUGUAGACGUUAAUGUAGAAGACCGCGAGCCAGCCUCGGUCCUAAACUUUGUUGUCGCAAAUAAUCACGGCAACUUCGUCAGAUUUCCUGUGAGUGAAGGAGUUGACGAAAUCAAGGUCGCUGAGAAGAAUUUGACAAGAUUCAAAGAGGUGUAGGAGGUCGCAAAGCUCACAAACCGAAAGUCAUUAGAACCCCAAAGAGAACUCAAAGCUUGACAGGCACACUCAGGCUGCGCAUAACGGCACAAAUACGAGCUGAAAGUGUAGUAUGAGCAUACAACUCCAGAGAACUUCAAGGAUCUUGUCGCGAAAUAUGGUUGGUGUUUAUGUUUUGCACAACUGCAACAGCCGUGAUGCCGCG